UGGGCCUUGUAGUUGCCAAGUCCAGCCUCCUUCCUCACCCCGAGGCAACUGCCGGAGCCCCUGGCCAGAGGGCCAGCUUCCUCAUCUCUGCAUCCUUGCUCUGCAGAAGCCCCAGUAAGCCCUUUCUGAACACGAGAAAGUCCUUCCAGGAUCUGGAGCGUGAUCUGGCACCUUGCUAGGGACAAGGUAGUGAGAGGUUUCCAGAGAAAAUCCUACCCCAGUAAGGAGGAAGGAAUGGUUGACCCAUCUCUACAUCACCUCUGCUCAGUACAGGUGAGGACCAUGUCUCUGUUUCCAUCGCUUUCUGUCCUUCUCCUGAGUGUGGUGACAGCAUCUUGCUCAGAAACAGAACCCUAUGACAACCUCCCAAAGACCUGCCCUGUGAUCACCUGCGGUUCUCCAGGCAUCAACGGCUUCCCAGGCAAAGACGGGCGUGAUGGUGCCAAGGGAGAAAAGGGAGAGCCAGGCCAAGGGCUCAGAGGCUUACAGGGCCCUCCUGGAAAGUCGGGGCCUCAAGGAAUCCACGGGUUUCCUGGGUCGCCAGGAAUAGCAGGCCAAAAAGGAGACCCUGGGACAUGUCCAGUGUGCGAUAGUGACCUGGCUGCUUCAGAAAGAGAAGAUCUGCGAUCAGAGUUGGACCGUAUAAAAAAAUGGUUCAUCUUCUCUCAGGGGAAACAAGUUGGGAAGAAGUUAUUCUUGGCCAGUGGUAAACUGAUGCCCUUUGCCGAAGUGAAAGCUCUGUGCGCCGAGGUCCAGGGCUCUGUGGCGACGCCCCUGGAUGAGCGUGAGAACAAGGCCAUCCAAAAUAUGGCCGCGGGAGGGGCCUUCCUGGGCAUCACCGAUGUGGAGACUGAAGGCCAUUUUGUGGAUCUGAUGGGAAGGCCUGUGACCUACCAAAAUUGGAACAGUAAUGAGCCCAACAAUGCUGACUCUGGGGAAGACUGUGUGAUUAUCCUGAGAGGUGGCAAGUGGAAUGACGUGUCCUGCUCAUCCUCCUCUUUUGCAGUGUGCGAGUUCCCUGUCUGAGGGGGCAUGUCCCUCAGCCCCACACCCCUACGCCCCGUCCCUUUACCUCAUCUCAGGCCCACAGUCUGCUUUGAAAGAUAAAUCUGUAUCCAUUUUCCCAUAGCCAGUAUUGAUUUUGCCCUUUGUGGAGAAUCAGAGGCAAUGAGAAUAGAUUGAAUGAUUAGAUGUGGAACGUGAGAAUUGAGAAGAAACUGACAGGGGUACAAUGAAAGUUUCUGGUUCAGACCCAGUCACUGAUAAUAAUCACUAACAGCAACUACCACCAAAUCGUAUCAGCAGUAGUAACUAGUAGCAACAAUAGUAGUAGUACUGAUAAUAUAUAUUUAAUGUUUACUGUGAAUCAGACCCUAUGUAUAUUAUGUAUCUUAUAUUAUCUAUGGUAUCCAAGUAAUUUAUGUAACAUUAGUAUAAUUUAUAUAGUUUAACUAGGUUAUGCACUUUUGUUUGAGUAAUGUUAAUUUGCUAAGGUUUAAAAAUAAAAUGGAUUUCUUUUUCCCAAUUACUAUAAA
Hipposideros armiger (great roundleaf bat) is the source of this 1535-nucleotide messenger RNA. RefSeq names its product mannose binding lectin 2 (gene MBL2). Bases 235 to 1026 code for a protein of 263 amino acids. Gene Ontology annotation, cellular component: multivesicular body. The transcript has 7 exons. Lineage: Eukaryota; Metazoa; Chordata; Mammalia; Chiroptera; Hipposideridae. The record is from RefSeq and is a predicted model, not a curated record.